AUGAAUUUUAACUUAUUACCUAACGAAAUCUUACUUACUUUCUUCGAUUAUCUGGAUGGUGAUGAUCUUCUUCAUGCAUUUGAUGGUCUCAAUGCUCGUAUCAAUGCUCUUCUCUACAAACAAUAUCGACGUUAUUACUUCGAUUUCUCCGUACUAUCCAAACGUAAUUUUGAUUUAAUAUGUCAACAAUACAUUCCAUUAAUUGCUGAUCACAUUCUUGCUCUUCAUCUUUCUGACUCUGAAUUGACUCCAGGACAAAUUAGUCUAUUUUUUUCUUAUAUACCAUCGUUGAGACAAUUCACUCAUUUACGUUCGCUUUCAUUUACUUACCUUCGUUCAAAAGACAUUCUACUUAAUGUCGCCAUUGAAUUGCCUCAUCUUGUUCAACUUACUCAUUUGGAGUUCAAGUCUUGUUCCAUUCCAGACUAUGAUGAAACGGAUUUCGAACUGCUGACAAAUAAUAUUUGGAACUUGCCGAACUUAACUCAUUGUUAUUUCAAUAUUGAUAAGACAGAACAACAAUCGUUUAUUAUACCGUCAAAGAUCUCGUCAUCACUUAAAUAUUUAUCUAUCAAUAACGAUGUAUUAAAUUGGAAUUUAAUCAAUCGAUUGUUUCAACAUACACCAAAUCUCAAAUAUCUUCGCGCACAUAUUGAUUGUUCGAAAAAUGGUGACGGUUACAUAGGAUCAUCUUUUUCAACAUUGACUAGUUUAAACAUUUUUAUUGCUGGAAGUCACUCAUCAAAAAUCAUCCCAUUUUUGCAGAAUACACCGAAUUUACAUCAUCUGAACAUUAGAAUAGCAGGUCCCAAUUUCAUUGAUGGUUAUCAAUGGGAAGAUCUCAUACGUAACUAUUUACUAAAACUGAAAACGUUUCACUUUUCAAUGAUAAAUUUACAUUGUAUUCGAUUGAUGACAGAGGAACAAAUUCAUGAAUUAAUGCAUUCAUUUCGAAGUUCAUUUUGGAUUGAUGAACAUCAAUGGUUUGUUCGAUGUAUAGGUGAUGGAUACUAUAUUCGUUUUGAAACUGUGUCGAACGCAUUUCGUUAUGCUGCUGGCACGCUUCCUAGUGUGUUCAAAUCAACAGAUUCAUAA
This is a messenger RNA of Adineta steineri, 1095 nucleotides long. NCBI's taxonomy places the organism in Eukaryota, Metazoa, Rotifera, Eurotatoria, Adinetida, Adinetidae. The record is from the annotation of a GenBank genome assembly.